Messenger RNA from Vombatus ursinus (common wombat), 714 nucleotides. RefSeq names its product hypocretin neuropeptide precursor (gene HCRT). Lineage: Eukaryota; Metazoa; Chordata; Mammalia; Diprotodontia; Vombatidae. Bases 1 to 441 code for a protein of 146 amino acids. The transcript is spliced from 2 exons. Gene Ontology annotation, biological process: neuropeptide signaling pathway; feeding behavior. The record is from RefSeq and is a predicted model, not a curated record.
AUGGUGACAGCGGCUCCUUGGGCCACCGUGACGCUGCUGCUUCUGUUGCUGGUGCUCCCAGCGUUGCUACCUGCCCGGGCAGCCGCCCAGCCGAUGCCCAACUGCUGCCGACAGAAAACUUGUUCCUGUCGUCUCUACGACCUGCUACACGGAGCCGGCAACCACGCGGCCGGCAUUCUCACCCUGGGGAAACGGAGGGCGGGCCUAUCUGGGCUACAGGGACGACUACAGAGGCUCUUGCAAGCCAGCGGCAACCACGCCGCAGGCAUCCUCACAGUGGGGCGCCGUGCAAGCGCAGGCGGAGAGCCCCUCCCCACUCCCUCCGGAGCCCCGGGCUACAACAGUUGCUCCCGGGUCCCUGGCACCUUGUCCUGCGUUGGGCAUCUGUGUACCGAUAGCCCCGCAGCACAGGACCCUGUCCAGAGCUGGCGGGGGUCAUGAGCCGCAGAGGCGACCGUCUACCAAUAGCCGCUCCCCCAGCAAUUGGGCUUUCAAAGCCCUGGGGCAUCACCAGAUUCCCAAGACUGGCUGCUCAGUGACUCAGUUGUUUGGGCAGUGGCAGGGGCGGAGUUAGGGGGGUGGGAGCUCUUCUUAUUUUCCAUGUAUUCGGGAUGGCCCCAAAGGUGGAGAUAUGAGAGACAGGUGGGUUUCUCCCCGCCUCCUCUCAGCCCCAGGUCUGUGCUCCACCUCCGAGAAUGGGGGGAAUAAAGAUGA